AUGAUAGCAUUAGCAUCACAACAAUUGUUCUCGGCUUUAUGUAUACUUUUUUUUGAAUUUAUGUACUUUUUCUUCAACCAAUUUUAG
Caenorhabditis briggsae is the source of this 87-nucleotide messenger RNA. The coding region runs from base 1 to 87 and encodes 28 amino acids. The transcript has a single exon. The record is from RefSeq and is a predicted model, not a curated record. Lineage: Eukaryota; Metazoa; Nematoda; Chromadorea; Rhabditida; Rhabditidae.